Molecule: messenger RNA, 1482 nt
Organism: Carica papaya (papaya)
Lineage: Eukaryota; Viridiplantae; Streptophyta; Magnoliopsida; Brassicales; Caricaceae
Source: RefSeq, a predicted model, not a curated record
AUGGUAUAUGCUGAAUUGGAAAAUAAAGUGGUGGAAAACACCAAAGGAUUGCAGAUAAACCAGAAUGUGAAAGAUGGAAUUGCAAAUGGAACGGAAAUUGAUGGGCAGCCUAUUGUUAAGUUGCCACCAAAGAGCAUACGCUUGACAAAAGUGGACUUCUCAGCUGAGGAGCGAGCUUUCUAUAGACAGCUAGAAGCUGACUCACGUUCUCAAUUCAAGGCUUAUGCUGCUGCUGGCACGGUAAACCAAAAUUAUGCAAAUAUUCUUUUGAUGCUUUUGCGCCUUCGUCAAGCUUGUGACCACCCACUUCUUGUGAAAGGAUACAAUUCAGACUCUGUUGAGAAAGUUUCUACAGACAUGGCAAAGAGACUUCCCAGAGAUAUGGUGGUUAAUCUGUUGAGUUGCUUGGAAGCUUCCUAUGCAAUCUGUUUUGUAUGUGAUGUAAGUUUCCAAGAAAUGGAUCCUCAUUCCUUGCGGGAUUUUGCUUAUUCUGCAGUCACAUGUAAAUCAAAGAGUCCGAUUUCAGAUAUACAUGAUCCUCCCAAAUUCAAUCAAAUGUCUGCUUCUGAAAGGACAAAUACAGAGAGUCGCCCUUCUGAUGUUAAUGCUGCGAAGCAUUCAACAGAGCAUUCAAACCCAUCAGUUGAUGGGCCGAUAAAAACGAUAGUUUUCUCUCAGUGGACUGGCAUGCUGGACUUAGUUGAGAUGUCAUUGAAUGAAAAUUAUAUAGAGUACAGGAGGCUCGACGGAACAAUGACUCUACCUGCAAGAGACAGGGCUGUCAAAGAUUUCAAUAAUGAUCCCGAGGUUACUGUAAUGCUGAUGUCGCUGAAAGCUGGAAACCUUGGUUUGAACAUGGUUGCUGCUUGUCAUGUUAUCCUCUUGGAUCUCUGGUGGAAUCCGACAACGGAAGAUCAGGCUGUUGACCGAGCACAUAGAAUUGGGCAGACUCGCCCAGUUACUGUAACGCGGAUGACAAUUAAAGAUACUGUAGAAGAUAGAAUAUUAGCUCUUCAGGAAGAGAAAAGGAAAAUGGUUGCAUCUGCUUUUGGUGAAGAUCAAAGUGGGGGCUCAGCAUCUCGACUAACUGUGGAAGAUCUCAGAUAUCUAUUUUUGGGGACUCAGCAGUAACUUGACUAACAUUGGAAGAUAUCAAAUGUUCAUUAUGGACCCAUAUACUGCUCUAUUUUCACCUGUUCUGUUUCAAGUCCCUCACAAAUACUUGAUCACGCUUUGUAUAGGAUGAAAGUCUGGAAGGGCUGGUUGUUAACUUUGAUAAGGAAGAGAUCUGUGGCUGCACUUGUCAUGCCUACCUACUGUGGCUAAACUUGGGCGAUAUGAGUUUGCAUAUUUUGAUGGUAAGUUUUUUGAGGUUUUAAGGACCACGAGGGCAUUUUUGUAUCCAAGUGCAGAGACGGCAACUAGAGCCACCUGUAAAUAUUCUAAUUAUUUUGUGGUAAUAUAUCAAAGAUUAAUUAAUCU